AUGUCUCGCACUUGUGAACACCGAGUUGUGCUAUGCGAAGUUGUGUGCUUCGCCGAGAAACAGAUAAAAGUAGCAAGCUCGUUUUGCCGACCAUUGAAGGUGCGACCACAAAUCCGCUUCCUCGUCAUUACCAUCACUACAUGGUUCCUUUUCUCUCUAUUGUCUCUCGCUCGACCUUGCUCUCCUGUCUGCCUCCUUGCUCUUCUUUCCCCCUGUUAUUGUCUUUGUGGUAAAGAGGCCCUUAAUGGCAGGACACCUACUUACAGAAGCGUCACUAAUACGAAAGAUCCGUGGGGACAGGAAAAGGAUUUGCAGCCUUCGUCUGGAGAUACUUUACGUCGCUCGCUAUCAGAGGAGAGAAGGGAAAAUAAAAAUCGGGCACAAAUGAUGCAGUACACAUUUUAUAUAAGUUUGUUCAUUAUCUACCUAUAUAUCUAUCUAUCUAUCUAUGUAAGUUUGUUCAUUAUCUAUCUAUCUAUGUCUCUAUCUAUCUAUCUAUCUAUCUAUGUCUCUAUCUAUCUAUCUAUCUAUCUAUCUAUGUCUCUAUCUAUCUAUCUAUCUAUGUAUCUAUCUAUCUAUCUAUGUCUCUAUCUAUCUAUGUCUCUAUCUAUCUAUGUCUCUAUCUAUCUAUGUCUCUAUCUAUCUAGGUAUCUAUCUAUCUAUCUAGGUCUCUAUCUAUCUAUCUAUCUAUCUAGGUCUCUAUCUAUCUAUCUAUCUAUCUAUCUAUCUAGGUCUCUAUCUAUCUAUCUAGGUCUCUAUCUAUCUAUCUAUCUAGGUCUCUAUCUAUCUAUCUAUCUAUCUAUCUAUCUAUCUAGGUCUCUAUCUAUCUAUCCUGGUUGGGGUGAGAAAUUUUUAUAUCAGUCUCUCUAUCUAGAUUUAUAG
Messenger RNA from Acanthosepion pharaonis, 882 nucleotides. Lineage: Eukaryota; Metazoa; Mollusca; Cephalopoda; Sepiida; Sepiidae. The record is from the annotation of a GenBank genome assembly.